CUCAUCAUCAUCAUCAUUAAACCGAUCAGAAUAAUCUUGUGCACUUUUACAAACUAUGAAAAGGUCAAAAGUGUUUUUUAAAACAAUGUUAACAAUCAUUUCAUUGUUUCGACUGUAAAUAUUUGAUCGAACCCAAAAUCCAUGAAAAGAAAAGUUUUCAUUUCACUUUAUUGACCGCUAUCAUUAUUAGUAUCAAAAGACUGUUAUUGAAUCUCUUUUGCUCUUCUUGCCUCACAAAUUGACCAUUUCAGUGUUGCUCUGGUUUUUCAUUAGUAUCAUUAUUGUUUUAAAGUGAACUUUAAAAGAUUAUUAAAGUUAACAAAAAAAAGUAAAGAACCAUUACAAGGGAAAAAAGAGCCGAAAAUGUCUUCACAAAAAGAUGUGCCUCAAUGGACUUCAAUAAGAAUUGAUUUGAUUGUUGUUCUCUUGUUCAUCCUUUUACAAGCCUCACAUGGAGCCACUGGAUCACUGUUUUUAUCUCAUCAACUCAACUCAUCAUUAUCUUCAUCUUCAUUGACAAACUCUUUGCCUUUGGAUCAAAAAGUUGCACCAACUUUACCAAGCAACACUGUUGAUGAGACUGAACUAGCAACCGAGGCAACAACAUCACCAACAUCAACAGAAUCAUCAACAAUAGUAAAAACAAGAACAACUGCAAAAUCAGAAGAUGAUGAUGUUGAGUCGUCUUGGGGUAAAUAUGAUUAUGGACAGUUGGUUCAAGUGCCAUUGAAUCAUUCGACCGGUAAUGGGUCCUUUAGCGAAUUUGAAUGGCGAGUGCCAGAUUUGCUCGACAUGAUUUCAGAAGAAACCAUCUUUGUUCGUUCUCCUCCGUUCCACAUAUCGAAGCCUGGUUAUCGAGUACAAUUUUUGCUCAUAUUGAACAAUACUUAUACCGAUGGCAACUCAUACUUGGGCCUAUUUUUCCGACUCAUGACAAGUGAAUAUGACACUACUCUGGAAUGGCCAUAUCAGCUACGAACCACAUUGACCAUGUUUGAUUUGAAGAAUGUCGAAUCUUCAUUUAAACAUACAAUAACUCCCAAUGUUGACCCUUGCCGUUUGAGGUCAGUCUUUUUGCGUCCAUCUCAACAAGAUGAUUGGACGCCCAUGCCAGAUGGCUGUGGUAACCGUCGAGUAGUACCAUUGCAAAAGCUAUUCACCGAGCCUGACCGCUACAUGAGAAACGGAACUCUAGUUGUUCGAGGUUUAUUCCAAUUGGAUGACAAAGGGUCAACCCACAAGGUUGCCUCUAUUCACAUGAGGUACAACAACUUGGUUACCAAGCACGUCUGGCGUAUAAACAAUUUUACGACGGCUUUUGAAAAGGCCUUUUCUAACGGGUCAGUGAAUGUUCUUCAAUCUGAACCCUUUUACACUCACCAAGGUGGUUAUCUGGUUAAACUUUUCAUGACACUCUUACCAAAGGAUCGGGCAUUUGCCAUUUCAUUGGCACUCAUGCAAGGAGAUUAUGACAGAUAUCUUCAAUGGCCUUUCCCGUAUUCACUGGAAGUCUCGAUUGUUGACCAUUCUCCUGAAUAUUGGCGAAAAGAUUAUACAAUACUGUUGAGUCCAUCAUCAGCUGAUUGUACUUCAUCACCAUUCUUUCAACCCUCAAAUUAUCUAGACUUUUGUUUCACAACAGUUCAAUCAUUUCAUUUACUCAAUUUAACCCAUUAUCGAUUCAUUGAGAAUGGUUCACUUGAUAUUCAACUGACAACCAAAUUUAAUCACUUCUCAGGUCGUAAACAAGCCUCUCUUGGUCUCCAUCAAGGUUCAUUAGUUUCAGAGUUUACUUGGAUGUUACCCAAUAUAAGGUAUAAAUUGGGUCGUUUUGAUUACAUGGGACGAACCCUGAAAACCUUUACAAGUCCCGAGUUUUACACCAAUGGCCAAGGCUACCUAAUGCAAGUCUCUCUUCGGUUAAACUCAACCUCUCCUGGUAAGGGUUACAUAGGCCUUGAACUGGCUUUGAUUGAAGGUGAAUACGAUAGUCUGCUUCAGUGGCCCUUCAAUCAAACCUUUCAGUUGAUGUUGAUUAACCAACAGCACGAGUAUGCCAACAAUGAAGGACUCAUAAACUACAACAGAACCGAGAUAAUCUCUUUUGCUCGUGAAGAUGACAUGAUGGUAACCAUUAAACCAUCAGAACUUAAAUCGCACGAGUGCACUAUUGCAAACUUUGUAAAGCCUCUCGAGAGGAAUCAGCCGUGUGGUAAAAAGCGACUAAUUGACUUCAGUCGAAUCAACCGAUCAGAUGAUCCAAUCAAGUUUGGCAACAUGCUAAUCAAGGCUAGAAUUUUUCUAUAAAAUUUCUGUAAAACCAUUCAAUUUCAAUAACUCAAAAGUGAACAAAAAAUGUUUCCAACUCCUGAAUUUUUUGUACUAUUCAAUUUGUAUCAACAGUUUUGACCUUUUCUUGACCAUUAAUUUAUUAAUAAAAAAAUAUUGACAUUCAUGUUGACAGA
Molecule: messenger RNA, 2465 nt
Organism: Tetranychus urticae (two-spotted spider mite)
Lineage: Eukaryota; Metazoa; Arthropoda; Arachnida; Trombidiformes; Tetranychidae
Biological process (GO): regulation of canonical NF-kappaB signal transduction
Cellular component (GO): plasma membrane signaling receptor complex
Molecular function (GO): protein binding
Source: RefSeq, a predicted model, not a curated record